Salvia miltiorrhiza (redroot sage) is the source of this 945-nucleotide messenger RNA. RefSeq lists its product as uncharacterized. Bases 1 to 945 code for a protein of 314 amino acids. The record is from RefSeq and is a predicted model, not a curated record. The transcript has 3 exons. NCBI's taxonomy places the organism in Eukaryota, Viridiplantae, Streptophyta, Magnoliopsida, Lamiales, Lamiaceae.
AUGAAAGUUGCUAGUGCUUAUCGAUUUGAUCCUUCGCCUCUACCGGAGAGGAAGCGACGAUUUAUUCAUUGUGAUCGUGAAGGUGGUGGCGACCGCCUUUAUCGGGAUUAUUUUGCUCCCGAACCGGUGUGCGGCCCUCACCUAUUUCGGCGUCGUUUUCGCACGAGGCGGGAGUUACUUCUACGCAUCGUGAAUGUGCUAGAAAUCGAUCAUUUUUUCCAACAACGUCCCGAUGCGGUUGGUCGCUUUGGCUUCUCGCCGAUUCAGAAGUACACAGCAGCGCUUCGGCAACUGGCAUACGGUACUUCUGCGGAUUGUUGUGACGAAUAUCUCCGUAUAGGAGAAUCGACGGUGUUGUCGUGCUUGAAGAAAUUUUGUAAAGCGGGCGAGCCCACUAUUAUACUUGAGGCUAUUGCAUCACAAGAUCUGUGGAUCUGGCACGCCUUCUUUGGAGUCGCUGGCUCAAAUAACGACAUCAACGUUCUCAACCAAUCCACGUUGUUCAACGACGUCCUAUUAGGCAAUGAAUCAGCGGUGCACUUCGUUGCCAACAAUUUCCACCACACUAGAGGCUACUACUUAACUGACGGCAUCUACCCGAACUGGUCGGUAUUUGUCAAAAGCUUCACAUAUUCGGGCGACAAGAAGAAGCGGAGGUUCAAGUUGAUGCUAGAAGCUGCAAGGAAGGAUGUGGAACGAGCUUUUGGUGUUCUUCAAGCUCGUUGGGAUAUCAUCAAAGGAGGCAUUGCUGCAGAUUGGGAUGGCGACGCCGACGGUGGGGAAUCAAGUAGCGUUCCGCAAACAGAAUUCAAUACCAGAGCACCAUCGGACUUCGCCGCCUUUAUGGCCCGAAGCUCAAGCAUGAAGGACACUCGUUUGCACGCUCGCCUCCGUGAUGAUUUGGUCGAGCAUAUAUGGGCGCGUUUUGGUCCCAUCGAGCCAUAG